Messenger RNA from Neogale vison (American mink), 767 nucleotides. RefSeq names its product ankyrin repeat domain 7 (gene ANKRD7). NCBI's taxonomy places the organism in Eukaryota, Metazoa, Chordata, Mammalia, Carnivora, Mustelidae. The transcript has 6 exons. The coding region runs from base 57 to 767 and encodes 236 amino acids. The record is from RefSeq and is a predicted model, not a curated record. Gene Ontology annotation, molecular function: protein binding.
UUUGGGAGCUGCAGGGACAUCCUGAUCCAACAGAAGAACUUGCCUCCUGUGCCGCCAUGAAGAAGUUUUUCACUUUCUGGAGACAGAAGAAUGAGCCGCCAGGCUACAACCUUCGAGAUAAGGACUUAAAGAAACUUCACAAAGCUGCCUCAGUUGGGGAUCUGGAGAAGGUGAAGAAGUACCUUCAGCUGAAGAAACAUGAUGUGAAUAUACGGGACAGAGAAUACAGAACACCUUUGCACCUGGCCUGUGCUAAUGGAUAUUCAAAUAUUGUAUCUCUCUUGAUUGAGAAACAGUGCAAAAUAAAUGUCUGCGAUAGGGAAAACCGGUCUCCAUUGACUAAGGCAGUACAGUGUGCCCAGGAGGAUUGUGCUACUAUUCUUCUAGGCCAUGGUGCAGACCCAAAUCUGGUGGAUUUAGAUGGCAAUACUGCUCUCCAUUAUGCUGUCUGUGGCCAAAGUAUCUCAUUAGUUGAAAAAUUGCUUGAAUACAGAGCUAAUCUUGAAGAUCAAAAUAAGGAUGGGUAUACUCCACUAUUACUUGCCAUUACUGAAAAUAAUGCAAAAAUGGUAGAAUAUCUUCUGAAGAGAGGGGCAGAUGUGAAUGCUUCAGAUAAGAAUCAAAGAACAGCCCUUAUGAUUGCUCUAAGUGAUGAACCAACAGAUUUAGUCAGUCUUCUUCUGCAGCAAGAAGUGGACCUGUUUUGCCAAGAUAUUUAUGGAUUCACAGCUGAGGAAUAUGCUUCUUUUAAUGGUUUUACUGUGUAA